Molecule: messenger RNA, 7766 nt
Organism: Culex pipiens pallens (northern house mosquito)
Lineage: Eukaryota; Metazoa; Arthropoda; Insecta; Diptera; Culicidae
Product: somatomedin-B and thrombospondin type-1 domain-containing protein-like
Exons: 6
Coding region: 606-1694 (362 amino acids)
Source: RefSeq, a predicted model, not a curated record
GCGUCGAACGGGCCUCAUCGCGUGCGUUACAAGUGGCCACCAUCGUCGGUCGGAACACACGGAAUUGGCCGGCACAUUUUGUUUGUGUUUUUUUUGGUCGUGCGCUGGAAGGAUAAUAACAGGUGCUCUGCUCGUUUCACCACGUGCGCGCACCUAUUUCGUGAAUCGUGUGAUAUUCGACGCGUGUGAAAACGAGUGUUUUGGUGUCACAUUGCAAGGAGAGGUGGGGAAAAAACGUUGUGAAUUUGCUUUUCACAGACUGUUUGAUGGUCGUGUUAUUAUAAAAAAGUGGCACUCGAAAAAAAGUGGACAAAUGUUGACGUUGGUUUAUGAGCUGGUGUUGGCUUAAUUUAUGAUGUGCAACUGGAUUCUGUGGUACUAGGUUAUUAAAUAAUCUCGAAUGGGCCGAUAAAACCCGUUGCCGCUGCCGACGCGUCUGGAUCAAAGUGAAGCUAAUAAAUUUAAUAAUCCGACAAAGUGAGUUUCAUUGCCUGCAAGUAGCAUCAAGCAAGCAAGACGCGAAGAAGAAAGUGAGUGGCAGUGGAUUAGUGUUGUAAUUGCUGGAAAUUAGCCACGUGGCCGCGGCACGGCCUUCGUCGGAGAGAAUGUGGAGCAGCAGUACCUGCCGGAUCGGGCUGCAGUCGCUGGUGCUGGCGGCACUUUUUGUGGCCGACGGUGCCCACGGCGGGUCCUGCCGGGAGGCCUCACUGUGCUGCAGUGGUCGCGAUUCGGCCUGUGUGGUGCAAAAAGUGCCGCCGUCCGGUGCAAUAACGACGGAUUUAAACGUUAAGCCGUGCUACUGCGACCACGCUUGUCUGAAGCUGCGAGAUUGCUGUCCCGACUUUAAGUCGUACUGCGGAGUGAUCGACUGCAUCGUCAGCGAGUGGAGCCCGUGGUCCAAGUGUGACUCGACCUGCGGUCCCGGAAUGGCCUCGCGCAACAGGACGAUCCGGCAGCGACCGCAAAACGGUGGCAAACACUGUCCUUCGCUCGUGCAGAAGCGUGCCUGCCCCGGGACCGACCGGGACUGCCGACACGGCCGGAGGUUGCUUCCUCAGCUUCAGGAGACGGCUCUGCUUCUGCCAGUGAUGCCAGCUCCGUCCCGGCAGAUCAACGCCGAGACGAAUGACAUCGGAUCCAGCGUGGGACACCGAGAAGAACUGUGGAAGGACACUUUUCAUCAUAAACGAGAGAGCACCAAAGGGUACUGCGUGGCGUUCGAGGUAAUGAAAGUGACCAAGCAGUGCCACAAAGAGCCCAACUAUCAUGCCCUGGCCGAGGGGGACCGCGUGGUCGUCCGGUGCGAUUUGGUGGAACCAACGUCACCACUGAACGCCACCUCCAGCAGCGCCAGUGCCAGUGACGAUGAUGAACCUUCUUCCACAUCCACCAUGAACAACUCUAUUUCGUCGGAUGAGUCCUCUGACGGAGAUGACGAUGAAGGUGCUGACGACGUUGGCGAUGACGAUGGUGAGGCUGAUUACAAUGAAAGCAGCAGCAACAGCAACAGCAGAACCGGCAGUAAUAAAGUUGAACAACGACCGCCGAAUCGGUGCCUCGGGGAGGGUCUCACCGGUCGGAACACCCGGUUCGCAUCGCUGGCCAUUCCGGCCUGCCACGGCAAGUGGUUACGACUGACGGUUGGAGUGCCGAAAAAGUGCACCCCGGGUGAGGCGCAGUUUAUCUUCGUCUAAAACACAAAACCCGGGACCGACGACCGAUGAUACCUCCUCGAGGGUAGAUGGGAGGGGGUGGACAGGAACAACCCAUUUUGAGACAGAAGAGCAGCAGUAGAGACACGACACUCAGUGCCUGGGUCCUCGUGUGGGAGGGAGGAGGGAUUGGGCCAGCCAGCCAGCAGAAAACCGGCCUGGCAUCAUCGGUGAUACUAACUUUGUAGGACCAAACCACACCAAAAACUCACAAACAGAAAACAGACCAUUUCGAACGAAAACGGGGGUAGUAUUCGGCCAAGUACACUCAGUUGUUUUGCUGCUAAAAAUAAGCUUUUAUUAAAAUAAUCUUAGACACAUUUUUGGCAAACAACUUUCGAUUUAAAAGUUUGGAAGUCACUAAGCAGCAUAGCAAACAUUUUUAAACUUUUGAAAUUUUACGGAUUUUGUCUUUCUUACUGAGAGAUGCUAUGAAAUCACUCGAAAAAAAAAUUAGAGUGAAUUUCUUAUCUUCAACAAAGAAAUUGAGCAGUUGCAAAUAUUUUCCAAAGUUGAUAUCACUUUUUUUCUGGUGUAGGUUAGUAAGAAAUGAACAAGAUCAAUAAUUGAAAUUUUGAUGAUUUUAUUCAAAGAUUAUGGCAAAUUCAGGUUCUAUAAUCAAAAUUCAUAAAUUAAUAAUUUUGUUUUUUUAUUGUUACUUUGUACAAAUUACCCAAAGAAGUAAAAAAAAUCAAAUUUUGAAAUGAAAAUGCAUUUUUUUGAUAAGAAAAAAAAAACGCAGAUUCGACAAGAAAAAUAAGUUCAUUAUUUUUUUAACUGAGAGCCGAAUUCAUCAUCGAAUCAAAUUUACAUUAAAGUAAAUUUUCCACCAGAUUUAAGUAAUUUUUCUGAUUUGCGGUUGCUGCAACCAAAGGUCGGAAAGUUUUCUCAGUUUCCCGUAUAUAUAUAUUUUUUGCAAUGAUUGACAAGGAUGGACACAUUUUUUAUAUAUUAAAUAAAGAAAAUUUGUUGAAUGAUUCAACCUAAAAAUGGCUCAAAUAACUCAAACACGGUGCACUUAAUCAACAUUUUGUAAAAGGAAUUUAAUUGAGCAAACAAAAAGAUUUUGUGCAUUUUUGAUACUUAAAAAACACAAUUUUUCCUAAAAAUCACAGCAUUGACUAUAACAAAACGGCAAAAAAUGUGUGAAUUUUAAGGUGUAAAACUGGAAGGUUUAUAAUUAACUCUUUUAUAUUGUAAUAUUAUCUCAGCUUAGACUGAAAAAGUGGCAUUACUAAGAAAUAUUGAUAAAUUUACACAUUUUUGAAGACAAAAUAUAUUUUUGUACUCAUUUCCAGAUGUAAAUUUACCAUGAAUUUAUUAUACUAUGUGUAGCUCAAAGUUGGCACUUUUUGUCUACAAAAAAACAUCCCUCAAAUUUGAAGACUUGUACAGUAUGGCCCAUAAAAAAAUGCGACAUGUGCAUUUUUUCACAGAAAAAAUGGUGCCAUUCUUAAAUUUAUUUAACAAUCUGAUUUUUUAUGUAUUAUGGUGUUAGUUUAGUAUGUUUUGAAGAUAUCGUCAUGAUAUUUUUUUGCAGUUCACCAAAACUGUGUACAGGCGGUCUACAAUUAUGAAUGUGUUUUUGGAACAAUAUUUACCCUAAGUAAAUAAUUUAUAUUUCAAAAACGAAACAGUUUAAAAUAUUCAACAAUGUACCGAAAGCAUCAUUAGAAGUCCUUCUUAAAUACGCCCAAUCAAGAAAGUUUUUUAAUUUUGUUAAAAUUGGUAAUUUGUGUGAAAAAUGCCAUUUUGGUUAUUAUUUUGUGGGAUUCUGUCAAAAUAAAUCACCGUUGUCGAUGGCUCAAAAGCGUGCCUAGCGGCUCUAUAUUGUUAAAAGUCACAUCAGAGCAUCUGUUAGUAUCAAUUACCAUCAUUAGUAGGGUUAGUGAAAUUUCACGAUUUCGCGGACAGCGUGAAGUCCGCGAAAUUUGGCUUUUUCCGCGAAAUCCCGUGAAAUUUUAUGUUUGUGGGGAUUUGUAACGAUAUUUCUUAAAAUAAUUUAUCAGACUCAAAUAGGAAUGAAAAUAAUCUUAUGAAUUUUUGUAGGAUUAAGCAAAUGAAUACCCUGGUUCAAUUACUAAUACAGGGUUAGUGAUUUUUGACGAUUUCGUUGACGGCGAGAAAGACCCAUAAAGAUCCAUAAAGACUGUUUAAGUAAAUUUUAUUAGUUUUCAAUUGAAAAGCAUGAUAUGUACCAUUUGAAGAAUUGUUCAGUUUCUUUUAAAAACUAACUAAAUAUAUAUUAUUAUCUUCGUUCGCUGCAAUAAAAACUUUACUGCUAUUUUAUUUGAAACAAAAAAAAUAAAAUAAAAAUAAAGAGUAUUUCUUUAAAACUGUUAAAAACAUUUCAGAUUCUUUCUGAGUCCUAACGAUAUUUGCUUAUUUGGGUGGAUGAUUCCCGUGAAAGUUAGAAAAUACUACUUUUCAUGUUUUCUGUUCUCAUUUUCAAUAAUAAUGUUGAAUUUGGUACAGAUUACAUUAUUUUUGCCUUUUGAUUUUAAAUUUAGUUUUUGAUAAGUGAGAUGAAAACCUUAACAAAUAUUUUUUAUGUGCUUAACUGCCGUUCUACGCAUAAUUGUCCCAUGUCAUUUUUGGACGAUUCUAACUUUUUAUCAUUUUUAAGCUUAAUUUUGCGUAUAUUUUCAGAAAAACACAUAAAAUCUAAUACUUUGUUCAGAAAAUCAUUGAAAACAACACCAAGUCUGUUUGUCCCAUCGUUGAACUUCUACGCAUAAGUGUCCCACCAAGUAUUUUCUAUCACGAAAUCAUGAGUUUUAAGAAGCAUUUCAUCUUGUGUAACUGUUUAGCUGUAAGAGGAUUACAAAUAAGGGUGAUAAAAUGUUAACCGGGGUGAUUAGGAACAUACAGGGCGAAUAGGGACCCACGGGACAAUUAUGCGUAGAAACACAGAAAUCGAUCGAAAAAUUUCAAUCGCGUUUUUCUCAGUUGCCCUUUUUUGAACAUGGGAAAAUUAUGCGUAGAACGACAGUAAAUGUCGCAGAAAAUUCAAAUUAUUUUACUCUUUUUGGCUGGACAAGCAGUGAAGCAGUUCUGUAAAUGAGAAUACGCAUGUCCUACAUUUUGUUUCAAAAAAUAUAUAGAGUUCAUUCAUAAAACAGGUUGAAACUUUUUUGAAAAUUUGAAGGAUUUUUUUGUAACGUUCAAAUUUAGUUUAGAUUUUUUAGUUUAUCGAAGAAUAACAUAUAAUUGCGCAUAAAAAGUAGUUUUCAUGUUUUAAACAUAAAAUUUUCAGAGUUGUUUUAACUUUUUUCACGUUCCGCGAAAUUUGCGUGAAAUUCGGUGUUUUGAAAUUGAGGUCCCCGUGAAAUUUGCAAUUUUCGAGCGUGAAAAAUCACUAAGCCUAAUCAUUAGUAGCAUUUGUUUUUUUCGCUGAAACAUUGCAGGCUCCAAAAAAUACCAAAAAUUGAUGCAUUUUCAGAAUCGGGAUAUUUUUGAAAAGUUCACUAUUUUACUAUAACUGGUAAAUAGAAUGCGUAAAAUUCGGUGGAACUAACUCUUACAACUCUCAAAAACAGUAACCUUGAAGGCUGUAUACUUUUUAGUCCAUAAAAAUACCAUAAUAGGCUAUCCAGAAAAAAGUAUGUGUUUUCUUUAUAUGGCCUGGGCGUAGAGCAAAUUGGAAAAUUAUAAAUUUCAAUGAGCUGUAACUUAUUUUAUGCUAAGGGAAUGGUUUUAAAGGCAUUGAUUGUUUGUUUUGAACCUAUUUAACAUGUACACAUGCUACAUACAUCAUAAAUAGUAAAAAUAGUCCCGAUUUACACCUAUUAACAAUGUCGCAUUUUUUUAUGGGCCAUACUGUAUAAGGAAACUAAUUUUGCAAAAUGGCUUAUUUGUACAUAAGAAACCGGUGGACUAUGUUUCAUAAACAUAUAAAUCAAAAAAGACUCAAGAGCAAUUCCAGCCCAAAACAGGAUUUUUUUAGAUACUUAUUUCUCGACCCUCUCCGAUUUCAAUGAAACUUUGUAGACAUGUUAUCCUACGCUUAUAUAGCCAAUUUGUGUACAUGGAGCCAGUUACACUCAAUAAUGACAUUUGAGAAGGGCGUAAGUGUUUUUGUAUUUCGUAAUUUAAAUAUUGCUGUAUCUCGAAGCCGUUGCAUCGUAUCAAAAAGGGGUCAAAGACAAACUUGUAGGAAAUUUGACGGGCUUUCCGAAAAAAUACACUGAAAGAAAAAAUCACUCAUUUUUUAUGAGAUUUUUUGAUUUUUAAAUUUAAAAGUCAAAUUUGAGGGUGAGCCCACGAUUUUUUUUCGUUCAAAAUUUUUGUGAAAAUAGCCUAAGAUAUUACAAAAAGGCUCACGAAAAAUGCAGGAUGGAGCAACUCACCUAAAAAAAUACAAAAAUAAUUUACUGAAAUUGUUUUUUUUUCAAAAAUUCUCUAAACAUCAAAAUUUUCAAAAUCCGAACACGAGAGUCGAUUUUUUAGACAAUUUUACAUAAAAGUCUCCAUAUUGACCAUUGUCCUAAGUCCAAUCCUUGUGAAGUUACAUCGGUUUUAAAAAUAAAAAUGUUGAAAAAGAAGGUUUUUCGAUGGUUUUUCGUAAUUUCUAUAAGACAGACUUGAUUUUUGAGUCUCGAAAAUGUUUUUACCAGAAAGCUCGUCCAAUUUCCCAUAAGUUUGCCUUUGACCACAUUUCAAUUGGAUGUAUGGGCUUACAGAUAUAAACUAAUUUACUAUCCAGGUUACUAUACUACACUCAAAAAAUAUUAUGUUUUCAGUUAUGAGCAAUAUAAUUAGCUUAUAUCUGUAAGCCCAUACAUCAAAUUGAAAUGUGGUCUAAGGUAAACUUAUGGGAAAUUGGACGAGCAUUCCGGUAAAAAUAUCUUUGGGACUGAAAAAUCAUGUCUGUCAUAUAAAAAUUACGAAAACCAUCAAAAAACCUAUUUUUUCAACAUUUUGUUUUUUAAAACCGCUAUAACUUCACAAGGAUUGGACUUAGGACAAUGGUCAAUAUGGAGACUUUUAUGUAAAAUUGUCUAGAAAAUCGACUCUCGUGUUCGGAUUUUCAAAAUUUUGAUGUUUAGAGCACUUAAAAAAAACAGUUUCAGUAAAUUAUUUUUUGUAUUUUUAAAGUGAGUUGCUCCAUCCUGCAUUUUUCGUGAGUCUUUUCGUAACAUCUUAGGCUAUUUUCACAAAAAUUUUGAACGAAAAAAAAUCGUGGGCUCACCCUCAAAUUUGACUUUUAAACUUAAAAAUCAACAAAAAAUCUCUCAAAAGUGGAGUGUUUUUUCUUUCAGUGUAUUUUUUUUCGGAAAGCCCGUCAAUUUUCCUACCAGUUUGUCUUUGACCACUUUUUGGUACGAUGCAACGGCUUCGAGAUACAGCAAUAUUCAAAUUACGGAAUACAAACAUAUUUGAAACACUUACGCCCUUCUCAAAUGUCACUAUCGAGUGUAACUGGGCCCAUAUACACAAAAAUGGCUUAUAUAUACCUAGGAUAACAUGUCUACAAAGUUUCAUUGAAAUCGGAGAGGGUCGGGUACAACCGAUUCCCUAUUUGACAUGGAAUUGCUCUCAAAUUAAAUAUACCAAUAAAAAUACCAACAAAAUCGAACCAACGAAGUUUUUUUUUGCUGAUUCGGCUAUCGGUUUCCUUUCUGUGUAAUCAGUUUAAUGUGAUUGUUUGCAAUAAAUUUAUAUAGAGAAAGUUUUUAUUUUGUUCAAAAAAGUUCAAAGUUGACCCUAAAUUUAAGCUGUACGAUACAAAAAUCCAUGUUGAUGGUAGUAUAACUUCAAGUCUUAUAUUUUUACAAAGCAACUGAGUGUACAAGCAAGGACUCCCCCAGGCUGCGCGGGUGGAAGUGUACUCUUUCAACGCGCAAUGACCCUUCAGAAUCGAGCGCCACAAAACAUCUGGGCUGCUCAUCUCUCUUGCUAUACCCGGGAAAAUGCAUAAAACUGCGGCCAAGUUCAGGAUGCCUGCCCCGUAGACAAACCGUGUAAUAAAUUAGAAACGAUGCGCGCGAGGCAAACCCUUUUACGGGUGUGGCAGGUCAUAAAAUUAAGCUAUAAAGUGUGCGACGACUGUGC